Molecule: messenger RNA, 1711 nt
Organism: Beta vulgaris subsp. vulgaris (sugar beet)
Lineage: Eukaryota; Viridiplantae; Streptophyta; Magnoliopsida; Caryophyllales; Amaranthaceae
Product: transcription factor RF2b
Exons: 4
Coding region: 106-1266 (386 amino acids)
Biological process (GO): regulation of DNA-templated transcription
Cellular component (GO): nucleus
Molecular function (GO): DNA-binding transcription factor activity
Source: RefSeq, a predicted model, not a curated record
AAAAACUGUAGACUGGAGAAGAACAACGCUCCAAAAUCACACACUACUAUCUUCUCUCUCUCUCCUCCUUUCUCUCUCCUCUCCUUCUUUUUCUCUCCUCUAUCCAUGGAAAUGAAACGAGAUCCACCACUACCAACCUCAAUCUCUACUCCCGACAUUAAUGGCAAUCCUACCAAACCUUCACCUUCUUCCAAUGGCGGCAACAAUGUCAACACUUCCGCGAAUUCCUCGCUAUUUUCUCCAUCUCCAAACCCGAACCCGUUCAGAGGCCCGCACCAUCGUCGCGCACAUUCCGAGGUCAGUUUUCGCUUCUCCGACGACAUGGAUCUUUCCUCGGAUCCAUUCACCGGAUCAUCCACUGAAGAGAUCGGAUCCGAGGAUGACCUCUUUACUACCUACAUUGAUGUUGAUAAACUCGGCGCUUCUGGAUCCGCCGCUUCUCAACCUUCCGAUGACUUUAAUGUCGCUAUUGGACUUUCUGUUGAUGGAGAUCACCGAAUUCCGACGAAUAAUAAUUCUUCCGACGCUAGACCUAGACAUCGGUAUAGUAAUUCUGUUGAUGCUGCUACGUCUUCUGCUAGUGGUGCGUUUGGUGAGAUCAUGGAUGCUAAGAAAGCUAUGCCUCCUGAUAAACUUGCUGAGCUUUGGACUAUUGAUCCUAAACGUGCUAAAAGGAUUUUAGCAAACCGGCAGUCUGCUGCACGCUCGAAAGAGAGAAAAGCUCGGUAUAUAUUGGAGUUGGAGCGAAAAGUUCAGACUCUCCAAACUGAAGCAACCACUCUUUCUGCACAGCUCACUCUGUAUCAGAGAGACACAACUGGUCUAUCAAGUGAAAACACAGAACUCAAGCUUCGAUUACAGGCCAUGGAACAACAAGCUCAGUUGCGAGAUGCCCUGAAUGAAGCAUUAAAGCAUGAAGUGGAGAGACUUAGAAUGGCGACAGGCGAGAUGAUGGAGCCUUCAGAAUCAUUCAACUUAGGGAUGCCUAGCAUGCAAUACAAUCCCUCUGUAUUUUACUCAGUACCUCAACAACAACAACAACAACAACAGAAUAUGCAAUUGCCAUCAUAUCACCAAUCUCAAGGAAAUAUGCACCAUAUGAACAACAUACAUUCACACAAUAUGAAUUCCCAAAAUCCAUUAGAAUUCAUGCCAAAUGAUCCCUUAGGAAGAUUACAGGGGCUCGAUAUUAGCAGCAGAGGAUCGCCCGUCGUGAAAUCUGAAGGUGCUUCCAUGUCUGCCAGUGAAAGUAGCUCAACAUUUUGACGUGCGCUCAACUUGCUGACUAAGCUGACUUCUUCAGAAAAAAAAAAAAAGUGUGUGUUUGGUAGAUUGUCUAUAGACUGACAUCAUUCAAUUAGAUAAGGUUAAAGGUACUACUACUCCUACUAUCUAUUUGUUCCAUUUUUUAUUCAAAUUGUUAUCCUUUUUCUCUGGGAUCACAUCUAUUUAUUCUGGUCUCAAGGAUGAUCCCCAAAGAGGGGAUUUCUCAUUUGUGUAGGUUAUUUAUUGGGUUGUUUCAUCUUCAUCUCGAAUUUUUUUUUUUGGUUAUGUUGUGGGAUCAAUGUUGUAAACUUGUAGCAUGUGUGACUGAAAGGGUCAUUCCUCAUGCUAGGAAAGGUUUUGUGUAAUUUUUUUGGUUUACCUCUUGUAACUUUUUUUGUACUUUAAACUUGUACUUAUCAUUAUUCUUAAUCUACUUUUUACUGUA